CGGGAUACAUGCAGCUUGAGACAGGCAAGGCCGCAUCCAGCCAAGCUGGAAUUGCUUAAUUUGGAUGAAUGGGAUGAAAGCGAGACAUACGAUGACAAUCCGCCAACCUGUCUCCACUACUCAAUCGAAUGGAAAGUCACUCUAAACAACAAGCUCAUUUCCAAGGAUACAGAGCCGGACCUUGUGCUAGCGCCUAGAUUUUAC
Mytilinidion resinicola is the source of this 204-nucleotide messenger RNA. RefSeq lists its product as uncharacterized. The transcript has a single exon. The annotation marks the transcript as partial. The record is from RefSeq and is a predicted model, not a curated record. Lineage: Eukaryota; Fungi; Ascomycota; Dothideomycetes; Mytilinidiales; Mytilinidiaceae.